UUGACAUGUUCGUGUCAGUUAAAUUAUUUGCAUGUUUUAAGUUUCAUAGAGUUUCAUAGAUUAUUGAUAUUUCUUCUGAACAUUUAGUUACUCAGGACGAAUAAAGGAGCAUCCAGGUGCAUGCUGGGAUUGCGAGCUCUGUUUGGCAUCAGUCUCCUCGUGACGUCGCGGGGAGGCGUGGUCCUUGGGCACAGAGCGGCACACCCACACGUGUGUGCGAGUACAUACAACAAGGCUUUCACACGGCCCGCCUGCAACAUGCCUAACACCAUCAGAUAUUUAGGUCAGGAGGAAGCUCAGCGUAUAGAUGAGGAACUUUUCUCCGAGUACAGCUUCAGCGUGGAUCAGUUGAUGGAGCUGGCAGGACUCAGCUGUGCCACCGCCAUCACCAAGGCGUAUCCUCUACAGUCUCUGCUGAAGAAUCCUCCUCGUGUUCUGGUGGUCUGUGGACCGGGGAAUAACGGAGGAGACGGGCUGGUCUGCGCUCGGCAUCUCAAACUCUUUGGCUACGAACCCGCCCUGCUGUACCCGAAACGACCAAGCAAACCCCUGUUCCUGAAUUUAACCACCCAGUGUGAGAAGAUGGAGAUGAACUUCCUGUCCGAGCUGCCUGAGGCCGAUGAGAUAGACGAGGUGUACAGCGUGGUGGUUGAUGCCAUUUUCGGGUUCAGUUUUAAAGGAGCGGUACGUGAGCCGUUCGGAGCCAUCUUAUCCACGCUGAAGAAGAUCAGUGCCCCCAUCGCCAGUGUGGACAUACCUUCAGGGUGGGACGUGGAGAACGGAGCCUCUGACGGGAUCCAGCCCGAUCUGCUGAUCUCUCUCACCGCGCCCAAGAAAUCUGCGGCUCAUUUUAAGGGUCGUUAUCACUACCUGGGUGGAAGAUUCGUCCCUCCGGCCCUGGAACGUAAAUAUAACCUGAACCUGCCGCCGUACCCCGGGACCGAGUGUGUGCUCCAACUCGACUGAUCCCGACCGCGAGAAACGACCCGCUGGAUAAAUAAAGCUUCGUUCAUCGCUAACACUGAGCACUUUGAUGUUAAUGUCACAAAAUGAAUGUUUAAAAACGAAAUGCUGAUGUUUAAACGUCAUUAAAUGACGAGACACGUGUGUUUGUGUGUUUAUUUAAUUAAAAUAUUAUAAUACUCAUAUAAA
Trichomycterus rosablanca is the source of this 1152-nucleotide messenger RNA. It is a transcript of the gene naxe, whose product is annotated as NAD(P)HX epimerase. Gene Ontology annotation, molecular function: NAD(P)HX epimerase activity. The transcript has 7 exons. The record is from RefSeq and is a predicted model, not a curated record. Bases 121 to 966 code for a protein of 281 amino acids. Lineage: Eukaryota; Metazoa; Chordata; Actinopteri; Siluriformes; Trichomycteridae. Gene Ontology annotation, cellular component: mitochondrion.